AUGUACAAAUCCUACAAGGAUCCAGAUGAUUAUUUUGAUGAUACAAAAUAUGAUAAUCAAAUAGAGAAUGCAAAAGAUUUUAAUUGUGACGAUGAUUGUGAGGACAAUGAUGCUCAUGAUGAUGAAGUUGCACUUGACUUUAUUUAUGAUGAUAAUGCCAGCAUUAACUUUAUUCAUGCUGCUGGUUAUAUUAGUUCAGCAAAACAUUAUUGUUUAAAUGAUAAUGAAAGUCAAUCGAAUCUCAUGAGUGUAUCGAUUGAUAUUGAACCUAGCUAUUGUUAUCAAUCUACAUCAUGUUUAUCUAAUGUUUGCAGCAGUACAAUCAAGAGUCUUAUAUCAUCAUCGUUACAUCCAUUAUUUGGAUCAAAUCCAUUUCAAAAUUAG
Molecule: messenger RNA, 384 nt
Organism: Rotaria socialis
Lineage: Eukaryota; Metazoa; Rotifera; Eurotatoria; Philodinida; Philodinidae
Source: the annotation of a GenBank genome assembly